AUGGAAGUUGAAGUUGAGGAAGAGGAGAAUAUGGAAAUAGAAUUUGAUGAGGAGGAGUUUAUGGAAGUUGAAGUUGAUAAGGAGAAUAUGAAAUGUAUGUUGACGAGGAGAAUAUGGAAAAAGAACUUGAUGAGGAGGAGUUUAUGGAAGUGGAAUUUUAAGAAAUGGAAUACACAAUUCAGCAGCUCUGGCAGCUCAAAUUGUAAAAAGGAGGAGGAGAAUAUGGAAGUUGAAGUUGACCAGGAGGAGAAUAUGAAAGUUGAAGUUGACCAGGAGAAUAUGGAAGUGGAAUUUGACGAGGAGAAUAUGGAAAUAGAAUUUGACGAGGAGGAGAAUAUGGAAGUGGAAGUUGACGAGGAGGAUAUGGAAAUAAAAUUUGACGAGGAGAAUAUGGAAAUAUAA
Molecule: messenger RNA, 402 nt
Organism: Ruditapes philippinarum (Manila clam)
Lineage: Eukaryota; Metazoa; Mollusca; Bivalvia; Venerida; Veneridae
Exons: 2
Coding region: 1-402 (133 amino acids)
Source: RefSeq, a predicted model, not a curated record